Messenger RNA from Magnolia sinica, 3611 nucleotides. Its product is annotated as pentatricopeptide repeat-containing protein At1g63330-like. The record is from RefSeq and is a predicted model, not a curated record. The coding region runs from base 1 to 1812 and encodes 603 amino acids. NCBI's taxonomy places the organism in Eukaryota, Viridiplantae, Streptophyta, Magnoliopsida, Magnoliales, Magnoliaceae. Gene Ontology annotation, molecular function: protein binding. The transcript has 5 exons.
AUGUCGUCGAGAAGAGCUGCCGCUGCCGCUGCUCAAAACGGUAAAACUCUCUUCUCUCCAGCUUCUAUUGAAAUUACCAUUUCUGCCCUUGAUUCUAAAAUCAUAGAGAACAAGAUCCCGACUCCAACCCAAUUCAACCAUUUGGUGAAUGAUCUAUUCAAUUCGAUUCGAGCUGGUGCUUUUGUGAGGUUAGAGGAUGCAGUGGGCCUCUUCAAUCGUAUGGUCCGCACGCAGCCGCUGCCUUCAAUCCAGACAUUUAAUCGCCUGUUAACUACUAUUGCCAGAAUGAGACACUAUUCGACCGUGAUUUCUUUGCAUCGGGAGAUGAAUUGGUUAGGGAUCCCAUCCGAUAUCUGUACAUGGAACAUUCUUCUCAAUUGUUCCUGCCGCUUGAAUGGCAUCGGUUCUGGUUUUGCUAUUCUCAGCGACAUCCUGAAACGUGGCCAUGAGCCGGAUGUCGUGACUCUGGCUACUUUUAUUAAGGGGUUUUGUAUGGAAGGGCGGAUUGGGGAAGCGAGUAGUUUUUUUCUGAAGAUGGUAGAAAUGGGAUAUCCUUAUAAUGUGGUGUCGUUCGGGAUACUAAUCGACGGUCUUUGCAAGUCGGGGAACACCGGAAUGGCUCUUGGGUUGCUUCGGGAAAUGGAGAAGGGUGUGGGUAAAUUUAGGCCUAACCUUAUAGUUUAUACCUCAAUCAUCGACAGUCUAAGCAAAGAUGGGCUCACAAAAGAGGCGCUUAACCUCUUCUCAGAAAUGGUCGGUAAAGGGAUUCUACCGAAUGUUUUCACUUACAGUUCUUUAAUUCAUGGACUAUGCAAUUUAGGGCAGUGGAAAGAAGCAAUGAGUCUGUUCGAGGGAAUGUUGGUUGGAGGAAUCUCGCCUAAUGUCACAACUUUCACCAUACUGGUGAAUGCUCUUUGCAAAGAAGGAAUGGUUAAAGAAGCCCAUGGAUUACUAGAAUGGAUGACCCAGAGAGGUGAGGAGCCUAAUGUAAUCACGUACAAUGCAUUGAUGGAUGGCUACUGUUUUACUGGCCAAAUGGAUGCCGCCUUAAAGAUAUUUGAUUACAUGGUGUGUAAAGGUCAUAAGCCUAGUGUCAUAACUUAUGCCAUGUUAAUCAACGGCUAUUGCAAGAAGCAAAUGGUAGACAAGGCUAUGUGGCUUUUCCGAGAAAUGUCUUGCAAGGGAUUGAAGCCCGAUGUUGUUACUUACAACACUCUUAUAGGUGGGCUGUACCGGGUACGGAGAAUUGUGGCUGCACAAGAGCUCUUCAAUGAGAUGAAAGCUAAUGGACAAUGUCCGAAUCUCAUCACAUACACCAUUUUGAUGGAUGGGCUGUGUAAAAGUGAGCGUCCUGUUGAGGCAAUGAAACUACUUAAUGAGAUGCAAAUUAGAGGAAUUCAACCAAAUAAUAAUUUUAUUGGUGUCCUUAUCAAUGGGAUGUGUGAAGCUAAGGAACUUAAAUAUGCGAAGGAGCUUUUCAGUUGGGCCUCCACCAAGGGCUUAGGGAAUAAUGUUAGGACAUAUAACACACUAAUCAAUGGCCUCUGUAACGAAGGGCUUUUAGAGGAAGCUAAUGGAUUGUUCUUUCAAAUGGAAGAGAAGGGUUUCCAACCAGACAGUGUCACCUUCAAUGCUUUAAUUAGGGGCUUUCUACAAAAGAAUGAUACCCUCAAGGCAAUGCAACUUCUCGGGGAAGUGGCUAAAAGAAAUUUUUCUGUGGAUGCUUCCACCGCAACUAUGUUAGUGGGCUUGCUCACAGAGGACGAAAAAGGUCAAGAAUACCUGGGAAUGCUUCAUAAAUUUGUGCCCUAGGGCGAAGGAGAGAUUAUGAUGAAGAACGUAGCAUUGGGAUAUGCAUGUUGGGUGGAAUGGCCUUGAUUCAUGAUGAAAGUCAGGCCCUUGAUUGAGUGGAAUGGCCAUGGGAUAAGGCUUAGAUGACGACGACGACAAUGAUGACCUCUGCUGCUAUUGGAUUUUCUACUUGAAGUUCUGAAUAUAUGAGUUUGCACUUCUAUUCUUCAUAUGCUCAGUUGGUUUUCUGUGGGCUUCUAUCCUUCAAUCCUUCAGCUCAUGGGAGUGAAUUUGGUGGUGCUAUGCUUGUCAUGAGCAGUGGGGUUUUGCUGGGCAGUUUCAUAUCAAAUUCCAUGGUUUUAAGCUGUAGUGCAGAAUUGCAGGCCUGUAACAGCCCCAAGGAUCUGUUGUGAUUUUGAUUGAUUCAUAGAGUUUGGUUGUUAUCAUCAAAUGGAAUGGCCCCAUGUGCUAUUUGUAUGGGCUGCUCAGAUGUCGGACACCCUUUCAGUGAUUCAUGCGUUGCAGCAUCUUUUUGUUUUCGAAUUGAUGCAGUUGGAGCCGGAGUUGCUCUUCUAUUCUUCAUAUGCCCAGUUGGUUUGCUGUUCGCUAUGGGCUUCUAUCCUUCAAUCCUUCAGCUCAUGGGAGUGAAUUUCGUGGUACUUUGCUUGUCAUGAGCAGUGGGGUUUUGCUGGGCAGUAUCCUAUCAAAUUCCAAGGUUUUUAAAGUUGUAGUGCAGAAUUGCAGGCCAGUAACAGCCCCAAGGAUCUGUUCUGAUUUUGAUUGAUUCAUAGAAUUUGGUUGUUUUAAUGAGAUGGGCUGGCCCCUUGUGCUAUUUGUAUGGGUUGCUCAGAUGUCAUACAGUCUUUCAGUGAUUCAUGGGUUCAUUUUGUAUUCAAAUUGAUGCAGCCGGAGCUGGUUUCUUUCUUCCCCUUCUCCUUCUUGCUUCUUCUUUUCUUAUUGUUUUUUUUAGUAGCUCAGCGCAGAUGAUGUCCAAUGUGAAGGUCUAUCUAUGCAUAAGCAGCUAGCUGUUGCUGUCUGCAUUGGAUGGUUUAUUUUGCAGUGGAUUCAUUGAUGGAGAUCCGGUGCUGGCAGGUAGCAACUUGAUUUUGGUCCAAUUUUCUGUGCAUUCAUGGCCUUCUGAUGUUGGUAUGGUCAUGUAUUGGAUAUGGGCAAUUUGUCUAGCUUUGAGUAAUCAAAGUAGGUCACUUGUUUAUGCAUUGUCAGUUUGCAAACUUCAUGUAAGAAGCUUUUCCGAUGUCCUUGGUGUAGGUUUAUAUUCUGGGCUGGUAGCAUGUGGAAUUAGGUGCAAGCAUGGGGAAGAAAAAUACUCAUUCUUACUAUCAUUUUACAAUUAAACACAACUGCUGUGGCUGCCAGUGACUAACUCCUAGUUAACAAGUCAUAAGUAGUGAUGGAUGAUUCAAAAUGACUCAAUCUCACAUCAGUUUGCUCUGCCCAUCUGAUUGCUCUAGGGAACUCUGCAUGGCCCACUUCAAUGGCGAUUGGAGUAGAUUGAUCUCGAAGAGAUCCCAACUUCUCAAGCACCCUUAUGAGUCCAAUCAUGAACUGUUCGUGACGAAUGCAUACGGCUUUGUGACUCAAUUCAGCUCACAUCUGUGCCACCUUUGUAUUGCUUUCAUCAUUCCUAAUGCAUGCAUAGACCAAAGAUGUUUCUGAUUUGAGCGUGCAUUUGCAUGCCUCCAACAGAAUCCAUGAAGCCUAACAGAAAAAUUCCAAGCAAGCUGCAUGCAUACAACAAAGUGCACCCUCCAACAGAAUCCAUGUAGCCUAACAGAAAAAUUCCAAGCAUAUAACAUCUA